GGGCUGCCACCCACCGAACCAAAAAACCAGAGUCACAACAGCACAAACAUAUCGACACAGAACACUCCAAGCAAGCAAACCACGACCUAAACGAUGUCCGGCAGGAAACCAGCCGGAGCUCAAGCAUCCAAGCUUGGAAAGAAAGUCCCACCAAGACCGACGACUCACUUAGCGCCCACUAACCAGAUUGGAUCUGCCUCAAACCCACUAGCAAACUCGAACUCCUUCUCUAGCUCCUUACACAAUAAGGCUGUCACCGGUCCUAGUAAUCUUCAACGGGACCAAGCUGGAAGGAUUGUCGAAUUCUUUUGUCAAUCCGAUGUUUGUCCAGUUUGUAAAUCUGAUAGAUACUUAAACCCAGACCUCCGUCUAUUAGUCUCAAAAUGUUAUCACAAGAUGUGCGAAUCAUGCAUCGAUCGGAUCUUCUCAUUAGGGCCAGAGCCGUGUCCAAUUUGUGGACAAAUCUUAAGGAAGGCGAGUUUCGCGCCCCAGACUUUCGAAAACUUGGCAGUCGAGAAGGAAGUGGUUAUCCGUAAACGGAUCGCUAAAUAUUUUAACAAACGCCGAGAGGACUUUAUGACCUUGGACGCUUAUAAUAAUUAUCUUGAAGAAGUAGAAGAUAUCACUUUUAAUUUGAUUAAUGGAGUAGAUGUAGCUGAGACAGAAGCGAAGAUCAAGCGAUUUCAAAUCGAGAAUCAGGAACUGAUAGCCCAGAAUGCAGUCCAUGAGGCCCGACAGGCUGAGCUGAGCAAACGCCAAGAAGAAGCAAUCAAGAAGGAGCGAGAAGAGCGCAAGGCUGAAUUAUUGAGACUCGAAGAAGAAGCGCGACGGGAAGAAGAGGAAAUCAAACGGGCGACGAUCCGUAGUUUGGAAACUUCGAACGUGAGUGCUGAGAAGCUUGUAGCCAGACAACGGGCGGUUGCACAGAAGAGAGCGACUGCGCGGACAUUAGCCUCGGAGCUAGCGACGAAGACGACGGUGACGAUGCCAUCAUUAGGAGGAUUGAUCGACCCGAGCUCGAUGGAUAAUGAGGAGACGAACCGGCCGGAUAUCGAGGGCGAAUUAGGACAAUGGGACGACUAUUCAUCGAUGUUUGAUCUCAAGAGGCUCGACGCAAACCUCCAACCAGGCUAUAUCGACCACGAAUCCAUGAGACUCGUCAUGAACGACCAUGCCCUUGCCUUGGUCGGUGGCUUCGAGAUCGAGUCCGUCUGGGAACGUCAGCUCCGGAGCGCUAUGAUGGGCCUUUUCGUCCCCCCACCCGAGGCUGGUGGCAUCAACCAAACUACCUCAGAUGAUCUUUCUCUCCACAACUUGACUGGCUGAAAAGGACUCUCAAUAAACUUCUCUUUUGUUUUCUUUUGUCUACUUUUGUAACGCUCACACUCCUUUGAUCAGUUCCUAGAGCAACUGUCAUAUCAUCUCCUCACCACAUGAUUAAGUGAUUUGUAAUCCAAUACCCUAUAUUCCUCAUAAAUGUCUCCAUUUCCUGGAUCCUUU
Molecule: messenger RNA, 1500 nt
Organism: Puccinia graminis f. sp. tritici CRL 75-36-700-3
Lineage: Eukaryota; Fungi; Basidiomycota; Pucciniomycetes; Pucciniales; Pucciniaceae
Exons: 6
Coding region: 94-1326 (410 amino acids)
Biological process (GO): positive regulation of cyclin-dependent protein serine/threonine kinase activity; regulation of transcription by RNA polymerase II; nucleotide-excision repair
Cellular component (GO): transcription factor TFIIH holo complex
Molecular function (GO): cyclin-dependent protein serine/threonine kinase activator activity
Source: RefSeq, a predicted model, not a curated record